This is a messenger RNA of Eutrema salsugineum, 1873 nucleotides long. Its product is annotated as AP-2 complex subunit mu. NCBI's taxonomy places the organism in Eukaryota, Viridiplantae, Streptophyta, Magnoliopsida, Brassicales, Brassicaceae. The record is from RefSeq and is a predicted model, not a curated record. The transcript is spliced from 12 exons. Gene Ontology annotation, cellular component: clathrin adaptor complex; cytoplasmic vesicle. The coding region runs from base 155 to 1546 and encodes 463 amino acids. Gene Ontology annotation, biological process: intracellular protein transport; endocytosis.
UGUUCAAUUUCGUCGUCGUCUUCGUCCUUCUUCCGACUCCGAGAUCUCGUCGAACCUCCGUUUUGAAUCUCAAAAUCUACGGAAAUCAGCUCGUCUGAUUAUCGGAUUCGACGGAAGAUUAUUCGAUCUGCGUCUCGAUUCGCUUGGAUCGAAGAUGCCUGUGGCUGCUUCCGCUAUCUACUUUCUAAAUCUCCGUGGCGAUGUACUCAUUAAUCGCACAUACCGAGAUGACGUCGGGGGAAAUAUGGUGGAUGCAUUUCGGACACAUAUAAUGCAGACCAAGGAGUUAGGGAAUUGUCCUGUGCGUCAGAUUGGUGGCUGCUCCUUUGUCUAUAUGCGAAUCAGCAAUGUCUACAUCGUAAUUGUUGUCAGUAGCAAUGCUAAUGUAGCUUGUGGGUUCAAAUUCGUUGUUGAGGCUGUUGCUUUGUUCAAAUCAUACUUUGGUGGAGCUUUUGAUGAAGACGCUAUUAGAAAUAACUUUGUUCUGAUUUAUGAAUUGUUGGAUGAGAUCAUGGACUUUGGCUAUCCACAAAAUCUCUCACCUGAAAUUUUGAAACUUUACAUUACUCAGGAAGGUGUACGGUCACCAUUUUCAUCAAAGCCAAAAGAUAAGCCUGUUCCAAAUGCAACAUUACAAGUUACGGGUGCUGUUGGUUGGAGAAGAGAGGGCCUUGCGUAUAAAAAGAAUGAGGUGUUUCUGGAUAUUGUGGAAAGUGUAAACCUUCUUAUGUCCUCUAAAGGCAAUGUUCUCCGGUGUGAUGUGACGGGGAAAGUCUUAAUGAAAUGUUUCCUUUCGGGAAUGCCUGAUUUGAAGUUGGGGUUGAAUGAUAAAAUUGGUCUUGAGAAGGAAUCAGAAAUGAAAUCUCGUCCAGCUAAAAGUGGUAAAACCAUUGAGCUUGAUGAUGUCACAUUUCACCAGUGUGUGAACCUGACAAGAUUCAACUCUGAGAAGACAGUUAGCUUCGUACCACCGGAUGGUGAAUUUGAACUGAUGAAGUACCGAAUAACAGAAGGUGUGAAUCUGCCUUUCCGCGUAUUACCAACAAUCAAAGAACUUGGUCGUACACGCAUGGAAGUGAAUGUCAAGGUCAAAAGUGUGUUUGGUGCUAAAAUGUUUGCCCUUGGGGUCGUAGUGAAAAUUCCAGUGCCAAAACAAACAGCAAAGACAAAUUUCCAAGUGACAACUGGUCGCGCUAAGUACAAUCCAUCAAUCGAUUGCUUGGUUUGGAAGAUAAGAAAAUUCCCAGGACAAACAGAGUCCACAUUAAGUGCAGAAAUUGAGUUGAUCUCAACAAUGGGAGAAAAGAAAUCUUGGACCAGGCCACCAAUUCAAAUGGAAUUUCAGGUCAAUCUUCUUCUCUUGUUGGCAUUGUUAAAUCGAACCAGAUUGUUUAAAGCGAUUGUUAACCCUCUCAGUUUCGUUCUAUUUCCAGGUACCAAUGUUCACAGCAUCUGGUUUGCGAGUUCGCUUUCUCAAGGUUUGGGAGAAGAGCGGUUACAACACGGUGGAGUGGGUUCGAUACAUAACGAAAGCUGGAUCUUAUGAGAUCAGGUGCUGAGCUUAAAACACAGUUUCAGGUUCAGUGACAAGACCUUGAGGUGUUCAUGGCUUCUAGCUUUUGUCCCUUAAGCAAAACAUAAGGAAAGAGUUAAUAUGUUUUUAUAUCUCGUUUAUGUUUGUUUUGUUCAUUAGAGAUAUCUUUUGUUAAUAUGAUUUCUUAUGUCCUCAUUUGGUAUUGAAUUCUGAUUUUUUUUUUCCUACUCUGUUUAAGAUUCUGUACGAGUUUUAGUUUAGAUUAAUUUUGGUGUAAUCGAACGUGAUAUUGAGUAUUUGUGAAAGCAGUCGGAUUUCUUUGGAUAAGACUAAUAACAG